GUGGCAUCCAAGACGACUCAGCAAGAAAAAACAAAGCGUAGGAAACAAAAAAAAGUGGUCUGACAGGGCAGAAAGGCAACAAAUACAAGGAUGUCAUUGGCAGCCAGGCCGGCCGACAAAAGGCCUAGAUAAAAGGGCCUUUCGAUGGUCACGCGCCACCUUUGAUGUUCGCACCGCCGUAUAAAUACGGCCACCUUCAAGCUCCACCCCCUCACUGACCCCCACCAUCUGCUACUGUUACUACUGUACUCUUCUUACCUCUUAUCUUGUCAUGACCCGUACCGCCCGUGCUACUUUCCCCAAGGCCGUCCUCAAGGACCGCUCAGAGUCCAGGUCUGGCUUUGACAAGUCCCUGCGCAAGAACGGCGCCGGCCAGCACAAUUGGGGUCGUCUCGCUGAUGAGCGCGAGCACGAGUAUGCUGCUAUGGACGACGAGGCUCUCGAACUCCAGGAGGAGUUUGAAGAAGCUGCCGACGACACCGGGAGUGUUAGCGCGGCAUCCGAUUCCACUUCCGAGUCUAAGCCCACACCAGCUAGGGCUUCCUCCAUGUCCGAGGAGGAAAUAGAAAUCGCCAAGCAGUUCAGGAAGAAGGCCCUCAAGGGAGAAAUUGAUCUUGCGGCCAUUGCUCGUACUUCCUCUGCUGUUUCCACCUCGCCCCCUACCUCCAAGACCGUACAGGUCGCUGCCUAAUUUUAUUCCUGCAUCCCUAUAACCUAGUUAUCACCACUUGCCACCCUCUUUGUCUUUUCAGCUUAUCGAACUGAAGAUCCCCACUUGUAGUGUACUUGUAGUAUCGUUUUGC
Molecule: messenger RNA, 803 nt
Organism: Guyanagaster necrorhizus
Lineage: Eukaryota; Fungi; Basidiomycota; Agaricomycetes; Agaricales; Physalacriaceae
Exons: 4
Coding region: 272-691 (139 amino acids)
Source: RefSeq, a predicted model, not a curated record